Molecule: messenger RNA, 2445 nt
Organism: Xiphias gladius (swordfish)
Lineage: Eukaryota; Metazoa; Chordata; Actinopteri; Istiophoriformes; Xiphiidae
Product: Krueppel-like factor 11
Exons: 4
Coding region: 140-1723 (527 amino acids)
Biological process (GO): regulation of transcription by RNA polymerase II
Molecular function (GO): DNA-binding transcription factor activity, RNA polymerase II-specific; RNA polymerase II cis-regulatory region sequence-specific DNA binding
Source: RefSeq, a predicted model, not a curated record
AAAAAGGCAAGCAGUCAGAGAAAAAAAACCCACCUCAAACCUAGCCCAGUACAGGCAGCAGCACUGGCAACCGCCGUCUCUUUGUUCUAUACUGGCCCUGACAACAAAAAAAAGUGAUAUUUAAAUAUUUUAUUCCUCAAUGCCAUCGCGAAAAUUCACGGAGAUGGACUCGUACGGGACUGAGUACAUGGAUCAUUGUGGGUCCCACGCAAAGAGAAGGAGGCAUGACAGCGAACAGUCUGUCUCCAGUGGAACCUCUGGCCUGGAGUACACGGACCUGGAGGCGGCUGAGGCACUGGUGUGUAUGAGCUCUUGGGGCCAGGGCCUCUUCCUCGGCAGCAACAGGCCAAACCCCUGCAAGCCCAGACCCCUCACCCCGGCUUCGGACUCCUGUGACUCCCUCCUGCUGUCAGAAAUUCCAGAGCCCCCGAAGGACUUUGUGUCCCUCUCCUCCCUAUGUAUGACUCCCCCUCACAGCCCCAGCUUUGUUGAAACGUCAACAUCCAGCACUGGCCUCCAGUCAAACUCUGGCCUGGCUGUGUCGUCCCAGCGCUGUGGAUCCGGACUCCAUCAACCUGUCCUGGCACCCAUUGCUGAAAAGACCCCCUCCCUCCCCCUUCCGCCACAGUCCUGCAGAGCCAUGGCAACUAGUGUCAUCCGCCACACCGCAGACAGCACUCCCUGCCAACACCACAUUCCAGUGGCCCCCAAUCUAGAGAGAACUAGAGACACGGUACAGGCUACAAUGGUCUGUCAGCAGCAGCAGCAGCAACACAUUACAAAAACUGAGCAGAUAACCACGCCUCCAUCUCCUCCUGCUCCUCUCAUACCCUUAAAGACAGAACAGAAGCCAAGUCCCUCAAAACCCUGUUUGGACAGUGUUCUAGCCCCCACUCCUCUCAAUACCCAACCGCAAAACAGCCCACCCCCUUCCUCUGUUCCCGCAACUUUGUCCCCACCUCCAGUCACAAGCCCUCAAAUCAUCUGCCAGAUGUUCCCUGUAGGCAGCCAAUCAGGGAUAAUCUCAGCCUUCAUCCCCAGCACAGUUCAGACAUCCAGUACUGGAAUUCGGACCGCCACCACACCCAUCCUUCCCCAGCCCACCUCAGCUAACGCCAGCCCUGUCCAGCAGUCCCUCAUUGUGGGCUCAGCGGUGCCUCAGGGCACGGUGAUGCUGGUCCUCCCUCAGUCCUCAGUCUCUCAGGCCCCGCACUGUACUCAGACUGUCAUGACCCUGGGCAACACCAAGCUGCUACCUCUGGCCCCGGCCCCUGUGUACGUGCCAGCGGGGCCCAGCGGCAGCACCACAGCCACAAAGAUGGACUUUUCCCGCAGGAGAAACUAUGUCUGCAACUUCCCAGGCUGCAGGAAGACGUACUUCAAAAGCUCACACCUCAAGGCUCACCUUCGAACACACACAGGUGAGAAGCCUUUCAGCUGCAGCUGGGACGGAUGUGAUAAGAGGUUUGCCCGCUCUGAUGAGCUCUCCCGUCACCGGCGAACACACACUGGUGAAAAAAAGUUUGUGUGUCCCGUGUGUGACCGGCGAUUCAUGCGCAGUGAUCACCUCACCAAACACGCACGCCGCCAUAUGACCACAAAGAAAAUUCCCUCCUGGCAGGCUGAUGUGAGGAGCUUGAACAAAAUGGCGUCUGGCAAAACUUCUCCCUCAAAACCUGGCCUUGCCACACUAAGCAUGCUGGUACCUGCUAGCUCAAAGUAGACAAUGUUCACUGCCAUCCUACCCACUCCCAAGAUACCACAGGGAUACAAGGAGCAGCCAAGUACACAAGGCUACUGCUCAUGGGAAUGAGAAAAAAACGUGCACUGGACUCUUUUUCCUCUCUACUGCUCAUUUGUACAUGUAUUUUAUUCUACAGGAUCAUUUUGUUUACUUUGAUAUAAGUGAUACUAUGUAUGCACCCUUGCCAAAGCCUUUGUACGAAGUUUGUCUUAGACAUUUCACCUUCUCCACCCCUCCUACAACACUUUUUCUUUGUUUGUGUUAAUACUGAUAUAUAUGUCUGUGUGAAUGUAUUGUUUGUUGUACUAUGAAAUGCAUUUAUUUGUCAUAUUUGGGAAAAUACUGACAUGAAAAACAAUGUAAAUAUGAAUAUUAAUCAACGAUACUAUGAUUAUACCUUGAUUAUAUCUCCCUGUCAAACUUUUCAUAUUAUUUAAUACAUAUUUGUAAUAAAAAUAACGAUUAAAUGAGUCAUGUUUGUUCAUUUUGUUACUUUCCAGUAACUAAUCUUGGAAAAACAAGGUGUUCAAAGUAUAAUUGGCAAUCUUUCCUGGUGGUCACUGCCCACAUCCUGUGUGCUUCACACUGUGACUAGCCCCAACCACAGCCCUCUUUUUUUGUCAGCUGAAACGCACUGCUGUCCUUCGAAAUGUGCUGACUAGCCUGUGGGUAGCUUCCUGCUGGCUGAAUGAUUUUUGUGU